AUGUCUCCUUCGCCCGCCGACACUCAAGUCCUGCCCGCUGCAGCAGUCCCUGACUAUAACACGGAUGGCAGCAACAACGAGAGCGGGAGCGAGCACCUCGAGCCCAUCACUCCCACCAGCGACGCUCAAUCCAUCCCCUUUCCCCAACCCGGCUUUGACUCUACCCCAAUCAAACCCGACGAUAUGACAGUCGCAACACUGCCACCACCGCAUGCCGCAAUUCCCCGCGAUACCCCUGCCCAGCGCGGCGGCCUGAAGAAAAUCAGCACAAUCGUGCGCAAAACCAUCAAGCGUGCUGACUCGAAACGGAACUCCGUCGUCGACGUCAGCCCCGAGAGCGCCUCCUUCCCCGACGAGAAUGAGCCUCCUCAAAAACCUCCUGUCAUCCGCACCCGGCGCAUCAGCUCCUGGUCCCGCUCCGCCCGCAACUCGCCUAAAUCCUCCCACUCCAACAGCCCUCCCUCUCCUAGCUCACCUACCAUUACCUUCCAGGAACAGAACAAGGGAGGACAGACGUCGGACGCUAGCGGAUUCCCUCGGCCGAGGCCAGGCAACACCUUCGACUCCUUCAUGUCGAAGACCGAAAAAUUCGGCCCGGCCUCCAAGGCGAGCCGGGCCGGCCGCAGAAAAAGAUCCGCGAGCGUCGAAUCGCUCCCCAAGUCAAAAGACGCCACGCUCCCAAUGUCGCAACCCGCCGGGAGGGCCGCCGAGGGCACUGGCAUGAAGGCCCGCCGCCUCAGCACCUGCCUGCCAGACGAGUUCUUCGUCGACCACUGCGAGCUGGACAAUGAGUUCAAGAGCACGAGCGCAAUCCCCUUCCGCCGCGGCCGCAAGCUCGGCGACGGUGCCACGGCCGAGGUGCGCGUUAUGUCGCGGAAGGGCGGGCCAAGCGACGAGCUGUACGCCGUCAAGGAAUUCCGGGGCCGCGACAAGGACGAGUCCGAGGACGACUACGUCAAGAAGAUCAAGUCCGAGUACAGCAUCGCCAAGAGCCUGCACCACCCCAACAUCGUCGAGACAGUGCGGCUGUGCACCCACAACGGCCGUUGGAACCACAUCAUGGAGUUCUGCUCGUACGGCGAGCUGUACGACCUCGUCAAGAAGGGCCUGUUCGUGCCCGCCCAGGCCGGCGGCCACUACAAGGCCGCCGACCGCCUGUGUCUCUUCAAGCAGCUGUGCCGCGGCGUGUGCUACCUGCACGACCACGGCAUCGCCCACCGCGACAUCAAGCUGGAGAACCUGCUCCUCGACCGCGCCGGCCACCUCAAGAUCACCGACUUUGGCGUCUCCGAGGUCUUCUCGGGCGAGCACCCGGGCAUGCGCGCCGCCCAGGGCGAGUGCGGCGUCGACAUGGGCGAGGUACGCCUCUGCAAGCCGGGCAUCUGCGGCAGCCGGCCGUACAUCGCGCCCGAGGUGCUUGCGAAGAAGGGGCCCUACGACCCGCGUCCCAUGGACGUCUGGUCCUGCGCCAUCGCCCUCUUCUACCUCUCCAGCCAGGUCCCAUGGGGCGCCGCCGACCCCGACAAUGACGUCAAGUACGCUGCAUACCUGCACAACUGGAACGACUGGCUCGCCCGCCACCCGGACGGCGACCUCUCACGCGAUGACGCCGCCCCCGACGCAAAGGACACGGCCCCCAAGACGUCGCCGGCUUUCCAAGGCUUGGAUAACCCGUCCGUCAAGCGCCUCAUGAUCCGCAUGCUCUGCCCGUACCCCGAGCGCCGCAUCACCAUGCGCGAGGUCCUCGAGACUGCGACUAUGCGCGCCGUCGAGUGCUGCACGCCUGAGAACUACUGCGACGAGCUCGCCGCCCCGGCCGUCGUCGAUGCGAGCAGCAAGAAGGGAUGCAAGGCUGCGCGCCAGGCGGUGGUGUUGAAGAAGCACAAUCACCUCCCGCCCAAGGAGAGCAGGAUCCCGAAGGCGCUGCAGCAUCGGUUUGAUAUGGGGCAUGGGUGGUAUUGA
Molecule: messenger RNA, 1962 nt
Organism: Lasiodiplodia theobromae
Lineage: Eukaryota; Fungi; Ascomycota; Dothideomycetes; Botryosphaeriales; Botryosphaeriaceae
Product: Serine threonine protein kinase
Exons: 1
Coding region: 1-1962 (653 amino acids)
Biological process (GO): intracellular signal transduction; intracellular monoatomic cation homeostasis; protein phosphorylation
Molecular function (GO): ATP binding; protein serine/threonine kinase activity
Source: RefSeq, a predicted model, not a curated record